AUGUACUUCAAAAAGACUUCAGCAUGCCAUAACAUCGUUUUGAACGCGAUGUUUCAUGAAGUGAACGCCUUGAACGACGAGAUCGGCGGCUGCGACAAGCAUUCCCGUCUUGAAGCUCUUCAAGCACUGGCCAUGUAUGUGAUUGUUCUCGCUUGCGAUCCAAAACGCUGCAAUCUAUUGAGUGUCAUGACGAGAGUUGCAAUGGGGGAGAUAGCCCGUAAAUUGGUCGACGAGAAUGGCGACUUCUCAACAAAUGAGAGAAUGGGAAAAUUCCCAACCUGGGAUGAAUGGAGGUUUGCUGAGAGUAGUAGAAGGACAUUGCUCUUGAUACAUCUUAUGGACCAAGUAUUAGACUUCAAUAUUGGCAGUCCAAAUAUCACCGCUUGCCGGCAAUUCGAUACGCUCCCAUUGACGUGUAGCAAAGAAAUGUGGGAGGCAACAACCUGCGCGUCAUGGGAAAUUGAGUACACGCAAUACUUGGCAAGUAGGAAAGGAAACGACAUGCUAAGAUAUGGCGAUCUGCGAAAAUCUAGCCACCUUGACGCGAAGGACUUGAACAAUGACAUGGUGUCAGAUAUUGCCACUUGGGCAAGCAAUGUAGAUAGUCUUGGGUCCAUGUUACUUAAUAUCUGCCAUUAA
Molecule: messenger RNA, 639 nt
Organism: Cadophora gregata
Lineage: Eukaryota; Fungi; Ascomycota; Leotiomycetes; Helotiales; Ploettnerulaceae
Exons: 4
Coding region: 1-639 (212 amino acids)
Source: RefSeq, a predicted model, not a curated record